CAUGCGCUGUGAGGAGCGAGUCUCCGUCUUCAGGAUGGACGCUCCGGCUCUGGAAACCGCAUCUAUGGCUUCAACAGACGGCUAGCCGUCCACCUUAUUCAAUGUGAGAUGGGUAAGGGCUGUAAGGUGGUGGUGUGCGGCCAGACGGCGGUGGGGAAGACGGCCAUCCUGGAGCAGCUGCUGUACGGGAGCCACUGCGUCGGCUCCGAGUCCAGUGAGACCCAGGAGGACGUGUACGUGGCCUCAGUGGAAACUGACCGAGGCGUGAAGGAACAGCUGAGACUGUACGACACCAAGGGACUUCGUGAUGGACAAGACCUCCCUAAACACUACUACACGGUGGCAGACGGAUUCGUACUUGUUUACAGUGUCGACAGCUUGGAGUCCUUCAAGAAAGUGGACAUCUUGAAGAAGGAAAUUGACAAGUCUAGAGAUAAAAAAGAGGUGACGGUCAUCGUGCUGGGGAAUAAAACGGACCUGCAGGAGCACCGGCAGGUGGAGCAGGAUGCAGCGCAGCAGUGGGCGAGAGGGGAGAAGGUAAAGCUGUGGGAGGUGAGCGUCGCCGAGCGCACCUCGCUCAUCGAGCCGUUCACGCAGCUGACCAGCCGCCUCACGCAACCUCAGAGCAAGUCUGCCUUCCCCCUGCCCGGACGCAAGAGCAAGGGCACCUCGUCCAACGACAUGUGAGGCGGCCGUCCCUCCUCCCUGCCUCCACCAGCAGGACCGACGCAUCUGUUUACUCCCAGUGUUAACAUUGUUUAAAAGCUCAGUUUACUGAGAGGACAGAGAUGUCUGACUAAUACCAAGUUGAUGAGCGUGUUCAGUAAGGACCCGGCGUAGUUUAGGUCGGCAUUAAAGACUGGAAAAGCAGCAGAAACGACUCAACGCAGAUGUCAAGCUAAUUAUAUCUUUGUAGUUUACAGGCGAACAAAAACACUUAUCGCUUCUUGCUUUUUUAGGUCCCCAGAGUCGACCAUCACAUCCACGGAUUGAUUUGACACAAGUUUUAUGUCGGACACAGGUCCUCACACAAGCCUCUGUGAGCCUGGUGAUGUCAAAUGCUGGGUUGAGUUUGAGUUGCUAUUUUUGUCGGGGACCGCUGUGGGGAACUGUGGGCGUUGCAGCAGCUGGAGACAACGCCGGGAAGUUGUGGUUCUGUGUACUUCCUGCAGUCUGAUUGAGGUGUGCAGAUUCAGACAUCCCGGCCCGUAGCAGACCGUGCUGCACUCAUGUUCCUGGUUGUCCAUGUAUGAUGGUUACAACAUUUAUACGGUAGUCUUAAAAGUUUCUACUCGAGGUAAAAGUGUGGUACUACCAACGUAUUAGUGAGGUGGGUUUUGUAUUUAUUUAACUUG
Messenger RNA from Cololabis saira (Pacific saury), 1355 nucleotides. RefSeq names its product NFKB inhibitor interacting Ras-like 1 (gene nkiras1). Gene Ontology annotation, molecular function: GTPase activity; GTP binding. The record is from RefSeq and is a predicted model, not a curated record. The transcript is spliced from 4 exons. NCBI's taxonomy places the organism in Eukaryota, Metazoa, Chordata, Actinopteri, Beloniformes, Belonidae. The coding region runs from base 109 to 687 and encodes 192 amino acids. Gene Ontology annotation, biological process: canonical NF-kappaB signal transduction.